This is a messenger RNA of Polypterus senegalus (gray bichir), 3741 nucleotides long. RefSeq names its product heat shock factor protein 1. Gene Ontology annotation, biological process: regulation of DNA-templated transcription. The transcript is spliced from 13 exons. Gene Ontology annotation, molecular function: DNA-binding transcription factor activity; sequence-specific DNA binding. Bases 220 to 1734 code for a protein of 504 amino acids. Lineage: Eukaryota; Metazoa; Chordata; Cladistia; Polypteriformes; Polypteridae. The record is from RefSeq and is a predicted model, not a curated record.
GAAAGCAGUACAGAGAAAAACAGAGCGCGGAGUUCAGUAAGAGAAGAUAUUCCCGUGCUGAUACUGUAACGUUGUGCAGGCGUCUGAAGAAAAAAGUGACGAUUUUCUGUAGAUUCUACGAAAUAUAUUUGGGAAGAGAGAUAAAAACCUGAACCAAGUUAAGGCUGAUCGAAAGUAUACCUUUAUCGAGGGCAUUCCCUGCCUCUUGCUCAUUGCAGAAUGAAACAGAACUGCACCGUCCCAGCAUUUCUAAGUAAAUUAUGGACUUUGGUAGAGGAUCAUUCUACCAAUGAUCUCAUUUGCUGGAGUCGAGGUGGCUCAUGUUUCCAAGUAUCCAAUGAGAGACAGUUUUCCAAGGAUAUCCUACCUCUUUACUUCAAGCACAAUAACAUGGCCAGCUUUGUUCGGCAGCUUAAUAUGUAUGGCUUCCAUAAGGUAGUCCAUGUGGAUGUGGGUCUCCCACGCGACAAGGAGGAGAUCAUUGAGUUCCAACAUCCCUACUUCCAAUGCGGAGCACCUCAUCUACUCCAGAAGAUCAAGAGAAAGGUAUCUUUGAGCAGAGGUGAAGAAGUCAAAUUGAAGCAACAGGAUGUUUCCAAGAUCCUAAUGGAUAUCCUAAGAGUAAAAAGUAGACAAGCAGUUGCAGAUGCCAAGUUUUUGGCUAUCAAAAGAGAGAAUGAAAGUCUUUGGAGUGAAGUUGCAUCCCUGAGACAAAAACACUUGCAACAGCACAAAGUCAUUCGUAAGAUCAUUCAUUUUAUUGCAAGCAUGGCCCAGUCCAACAGCAUGGCAGGAAUCAAAAGAAAACUGCCACUGAUGAUUGAUAACUCUGGGUUGUCUCAUUCAACUUCUAAGUACAGCCGACCAAUAACAAUGGAGCCCAGUAUGGAGAGUUCUGCGGUACAUGGUAUUCCUCGAGGAGCUAAGAACACAGAGAGCUUGCAGCACAGUAGCAUCUACCCUGGGGGCAUGAUAAUUUCUGAUAUCACUCACCUUCUGGAGCAGGGAGAUGCUGGACAUGUUGGGCAUUGCAUGGAAGGGGCGGGCUCAUGGGGAGGAAAACUUGGAGGAGACAAGCAAUCUGAUUUGAUGGAGUGUCCAAAGGAAGUAGGACAAAGAGCAGCAUGGAAAGAGUUGAAACCACAAAGAACUAGAGGCAUCCAAUACCUAGAUGUUAGCUGGAAAAGUCCACUAGUAAAGACAGUACUGGAGGAGGAGAUUGAAAAUUUGGUCCCCAACACCAUCCCCUCUCCUUUUACUCCUGUCGACUUGUAUGACUAUCUGCUGGAAGAUUGUGGAGGGAUGGGCUCUGAGGAAGGCCCUAAUGAGCGGUAUGAAAUUGCUGACAAUCUGGCACAGAUUGAUGCAAAUUUGGCCCAGAUGAAUUCAUCCCUGUCUGGGUCCAAUGACCCCAGUGCUGAUCUGCUUAAAGAUCUCUUUGAUCCUACACCUGGUGCAGCAUCUUCCUGUCUUGAAACUGUGAAGGACCAUGCAGUGGAACUACAAAAGGAACAUGGCUAUUCUAUCAAACAGAGAUCUCAUGAAAGCCACACUGACGUGGCACAGUAUGCAGACCUGUCCAUGCAGGCAGACGUUGAGGAUGAAGAUGAAGAUGCCAGUGACAUCCUGCCCACACUUCUGGAGCUGGCACAAGAAGCAUCUAGCAUUGAUGUUUACACUCCACAGAUGCCCUUGGACACACUUGGCACCAAAAAUGGAUUUCCCUUAAGUUAGAAAUCAUGCAAAGUGCUGGGAGAGCUCUAGAGUUCACCAACGCCUGGUGAAUCUGAGACAGGACUAUUGUCAGGAUGCCUGAGCAGCGACAGGCCGAGAAACACUAUGCUAUUAUUUCACUUAGACAUGUUACCCUUUAGUCUGCACCUGACUGUUUUUAAAGGAUGGACCAAUUACAGAUGGUAGUUUGGAAGUAGAAGUCAAUACACUGAAUUGUGAUUCAUUGUUUAAUGACUGGAUUUUGACUUCAAGUUCUUUACAGACAUGGGCGGGAUGGUUUACUUUGGUCACACCAGUGUUAAAACCCCCUUCUGAAGUACUUGUAUGUGUGGUAGAGGGACAUUUCUGUGGAUGUGGAUUUUGUGUGUUUAAAAUGUGGAUACUGUUUUCUUAAGAUGUGGAGUCUACCUUUUCAAGUGUUCUUAUACAACUGCUGUGUAAAGUGAGUUCUAGAUAUGCUAAAGCCUCUCUUUCCAGCCAAUACUGAAGUAGCAUUUUAGCUUGUAGUCUGGUUUUGUAAUGUAAAUUUGUUUUUUGUAAGAGUAGUCAUUCUAGUCCUGGCUAAUUACAAAGGGGUAUCGUGGAUUUGGGGGUAUCCUUUUUGUAUUUUGUGUUGCCCCUCUGAGAUUCAUUCAGGACUCCGUAUUCCCAGCUGUGACAGUACCUGUCACACAGGGGCAAAACAAGAAUUCCUGUGAGAGACUAAAAGAUGAGAGUGAAGAAGGUGGAAAGAAUAUGCAUAUGUAGACAGUACUUACACUGGAUAUGCUGCCUUGCUGUUUUCUGGAAGAAGACAAAUAAGUGAAGGUUAUUUCCACAUAGACAAAAAGGUAGAAAAGAAGGCCUGAGACGCAACAUUUCAGUUGUGCGGGUUUCUUCAGGUCUGGGAGUGAAAAGGAAAAACAAAAGUAGGCGACAGACACUGAAGGGGAAGGAGGAAACAAAUCAAGGAAGAAGAGUGAAAGACCAGAUAAAGUGCGAAAUGCAGCCAUUAGAUAAGAUGAAAGGAAAGAUUAAAAGGUUAGCUGGUCUCGUCACUUAGUGCUGGGGAAAUGUAUAAUUCAAACCUGAAGAAGACUAUAAGGAUGAAAUGUUGUGCAUUUAACCUUCGUUUUUUUCAGAAAGAGUACAAUCUUUACUUUUUUUCCUUGUGUUGAUGCACAAUGACACAGCCUAAUAUUAAGUCCAUUUUUCUAAUGUUUUGGUAAAAGAAAGGGAGACAUUUUUUGUAGAAAGCAAUGAUAUCUUGCUACAGCUAAUGAACUAGGUACCCAAUCCAUUCACAUUUAAUUGCAGUGUACUAAAAAGAACAUGUGAAGAUAAAAUAGUUUAGCUACUUUAUAAGAGUGGGUUUAGACUGCAAGGAAACAGUCCACCUUUAUUUUAUAUAUCCCUGCUAUAUAAUGAGCAUCAUCCCAAGGCAAUUUACAGGUAUAGGGAUACAUUAGAGUUUUUCUGUGUAUAUCUUUACAACUGGGGUACUUGGGUGUUUUAAAUACCUUUCUAAACUGAUGUGUGCAUCAGUGGUGAGAAAUACACCACCAGUCUUUGGCUUUAAGGCCCAUUGAUCACGCUAUCUCACAUAAGUAAAUUAUAUAAAAACUAAAAAACUCAUCCAUCCAUCUUCUAACCUACUCAUCCAAUGAAGAGUUGUAGGGAGUGGGUGUCAAUCCUGACAGCAUUUGUGCAAAGUGUGAACCAACUGUGAAUUGGGCACCAUGUCACAUCAGGGCAUACUCCAACAUACACCCAGCCAAUAAAACUGAAAAUGGCGUCUGUGUGUUUAAGAUAACAAGCAGGACAAGUUUCAUCAGCAGUUUAUCCAUGUGAGUUGUAUUUAUUUGAGGCGUGUGUUGCUUAAAGGGGUCACAAAAUAGCCAGAGAUUUAAACUUUUUUUUUUUCUUGGAGUAAAUUGUUAAUGUAUUUUUUCAUGCACCAGCUUUUCCUCUCCAGUUGCCUUUGUUAGUUUUAGUAGAAUGUUGAAAUAAAAAAAUACUCCAAACUAA